Messenger RNA from Xyrauchen texanus (razorback sucker), 2128 nucleotides. RefSeq names its product lysosomal thioesterase PPT2-like. Bases 188 to 1054 code for a protein of 288 amino acids. Gene Ontology annotation, cellular component: lysosome. Lineage: Eukaryota; Metazoa; Chordata; Actinopteri; Cypriniformes; Catostomidae. The transcript is spliced from 8 exons. The record is from RefSeq and is a predicted model, not a curated record. Gene Ontology annotation, molecular function: thiolester hydrolase activity.
UUAAACGCUUUUGAUACCGUCAUAUGUCAUUUUUGGCAGAACACGAUACCGCCAUUAGACGUGAGAUGCUUGCAUUUAAUAUACUUUCGAUGAAGUAAAAAACAAACAAAAACUUUGGGAUUCAAUUAACAAAUUAUUUUUAAGAUUUGUUAGACAUUUAUCGUUGUUGUUGUGACUGGGGGGAUUAAUGACUGAAUGCUGGAAACCAUGUGUUAUCAUAUGGGCCACACUGCUCGUCCAUGUCACAGGACACAGACCUGUCAUUAUUGUUCACGGGAUAUUAGAUGGACCCAAACAGUUCGAGAUUUUGGCCCAAUUUAUCAGUCAGUCUCAUCCUGGCACCAGCGUGACCACAAUAGACCUGUAUAACUACAUUGCCAGUAUAAAGCCUCUGUGGCAACAGGUGGAUGGCUUCAGAAACACCAUCAGACCCAUCAUGGAGAAUGCUGAAGAUGGUGUCCAUCUCAUCUGCUUCUCACAAGGUGGCUUGAUAUGUCGGGGAGUUCUUGCUACGCUUCCAAAGCACAAUGUUCAUUCUCUGAUAUUCCUGGCUUCACCACUAGCUGGCCAGUAUGGAGAUACAUAUUAUUUGAGGUAUUUUUUACCAACAGUCAUCAAGUCAAAUAUAUACCAUUUUUGUUAUACCGCAAAUGGACAAAAGAUAUCGAUCUGCAACUACUGGAACGAUCCACACCAAAGAGAGAGGUACCUGAAGAGCAGCAACUAUCUUGCCCCACUGAAUGGUGAAAUAGAGCAUGCCAAUUUAACUGCGUGGCGAGACAGCUUCCUGCGCAUAAAGAAGCUGGUGCUGAUAGGUGGACGGGACGAUGGUGUUAUUACACCAUGGGAAUCAAGUAUCUUUGGAUUUUAUGACAGUAAUGAAAAUGUGAUUGAGAUGGAAAAACAGGAUUGGUAUCUAAGAGAUGCUUUUGGCCUGAAAACAUUGGACUCAAAAGGAGCUGUGGUCAAAUGUCUCAUCCCUGGUGUGUCCCAUACAUCUUGGCAUUCAAACCUCACAGUCUACCAGAAUUGCAUAGACAAGUGGCUCACCUAAUCCAGAACAGAAGACAGAAAAAACACAAUCCACUAUUUUCAGCCUGUCCUGAUUCACAAACAUACUUGUAUUUAAUCACAAGAAUAGUUUGGCUUGUGUAGAAUAUGAUUGAUCUGUUAUUAUUAAUCACUUUUUAGUAUGAUGAUCUUUUUGCAAACAGAAUGUGAUUAUUUAUUAUCUACAGUAUAAAUUAUUUUCUGAGAGCUACACUGGCGGCCAAAAAUUUGGAAUAAUGCACAGAUUUUGUACAGAAAGUAACUGGUACUUUUAUUCACCAAAGUGGCAUUCAACUGAUCACAAUGUAUAGUCAGGACAUUAAUCAUGCGAAAAAUUACUAUUACAAUUAGAUUUUUUUUAAACUACUUCAAAGUGUUUCUCAUAAAAUAAUUAUCCACGUGCAGCAAUGACAGCUUUGCAGAUCCUUGGCAUUCUUGCUGUCAGAUUGUCCAGAUACUCACGUGACCUUUCACCCCACACUUCCUGUAGCACUUUCCAUAGAUGUAGCUGUCUUGUCAGGCACUUCUCAUGCACCUUACAGUCUAGCUGAUCCAACAAAAGCUAAAUGGGGUUAAGAUCCAUAACACUCUCUUCUUAUUUGUUGUUCAGUGUCUGUAUUUCUUUGCCCACUCUAACCUUUUUUUUUUCGUUUUGUUUUUCUGUUCCAAAAGUGGCGUUUUCUUUGUAAUUCAUCCCGUAAAGCCCACACCCCUGAGUCUUCUCUUUUCUGUUGUACAUGAAACUGGUGUUGAGCGGGUAGAAUUCAAUGAAGCUGUCAGCGGAGGACAUGUGAGAUGUCUAUUUCUCAAACUAGGGACUCUGAUGUACUUAUCCUCUUGUUUAGUUGUACAUCUGGCCUUCCACAUCUAUUUCUAUCCUUGUUAGAGCCAGUUUUGUGAUCAGUUAAAUGCCACUUUGGUGAAUUAAAGUACCAAUUUCCUUCCGAAACAGCAAAAGCUGUACAUUAUUCCAAACUUUUGGCCACCAAGGUAGAUAUGUAACAGUAGUACUCUAAAAUAAUGCUCUUAUAAUAGCAGCACAAAUGGAGAUCAUAUUGGACCUGGCUUAUAUAUUGUA